CAUGCGCAGACCUCGCCCCGGCGGCGUUGGUGUGUUCUGGAACGGCGCGGACAGCCCGGCCGGCGGGGACGCAGGUAUGACUUCAUUGGGGAAUAUCUUCUCUGUGGCCAAGUCAAUCUACAAAAUGUGUGACGAGAUGAAAUACGGCCAGAAACAGUGCAAGCGCCUGGCGCACCGGGUCAGGGGCCUGCUGGAGCCGCUGCAGAAGCUGCAGGCCCAGGGAGAGGUGUGCCUGGCCCCCGAUGUAGUGGCCGCCCUCGACGGCUUCCAUGCUGUCCUUGAGGAAGCAAAGCAGCAGGUGGAAAAGUUCAGCAAGAGGUCUAACAUCGAGAAGUUUAUAAGAGCAAACCAAAACAAAAUCCUCUUCGGAGAUGUGAAUACGAGUCUGAGCCACGCCUGGGAGCAGCUGUCCUUCACGCUCCAGACGCAUCAGCUCCUGCUGCUGACCGGCACUAGCCACAGGACCUCUUGGCCAGAGGAAGACCAGCAGGACGCAGAGGACGACAGUCGAGCCAUUGAGGAGGAAAGCAAAUCGGGAGAAGCAGCCUUGACGGAACUUGGAAAAGCCCUGAAGAUAGCCUUGCAAAACUUGGAGGUCAUACAGAAAUCUAGGAGGGCGCCCCCACAAGAACCAAUCAAGGAGAUUAAGAAGGAGGAGCUUACCGGACGAGAAUGGGUCCUGCUAAGGGAAGAUGAAUCCAGCAAAAUUUAUCAAGGAGAAUACUAUAACUCUCCUGUGGCCAUAAAGGUAUUCAAGUCCCAAGCGGAAAGUGUUGAAAUGGUGAAAAAGACUUUUAAUAAGGAGAUCAGAACUAUGAAGAAAUUUGAUUCUCCCAAUAUCCUGCGUAUCUUUGGGAUUUUCAUUGAUGAGACAGGGACUGACCCACAAUUCUCCAUCGUCAUGGAGUACUGCGAACUCGGCAGCCUCAGGGACCUGCUGGCUUCCAGGAAGGACCUGACGCUGGCUGAGCGCGUCAUCCUCAUGCUCGGCGCUGCCAGAGGCUUGAACAGGCUGCACCAGAGUGUCAAGCCCGAGCUCCACCAAAAAAUCAGCAGCGCCAGCUUCCUGGUGGCAAAAGGCUUUCAGGUGAAGCUGGCAGGGUUUGAGUUGAGCAAAACACAGACUUCCAUCAGACGAGAAACUAAAAGAAAGAGAGAGGAGGGAAUCAAUUCCUCAGUAUACCGCUCACCUCAGAGACUGAAGAAUGUCUAUGAUACAUAUGACAUGGAAGCCGAAAUAUACAGCUUUGGAAUUGUCCUCUGGGAAAUCGCUACCGGGAAGAUCCCAUUUGAAGGCUGCAAUUCUCAGACUCUCUACCAACGGGUGGUUGAAAACCAGCACCAGGAACCAUUGGGUGAAGACUGCCCUUUCAAGUUGCAGGAGAUCAUUAACAGGUGCCGGGCUUAUGAACCCUCGGAGCGGCCGAAGGUUGAGGAAAUCAUUGAAAUGCUGUCUUCCUUGGGCUGAAACUGAAACUGCGGAGUGGAUGAGAAGCAGGAGGAGGCACAGCUCUCUCAUAGUAUUUGUGGGCACAAGAAGGCAUUACUUUUAUGUCGCAAACAGAACAAUUUCUGGUUUACAAAAUGUAUU
Sorex fumeus (smoky shrew) is the source of this 1591-nucleotide messenger RNA. It is a transcript of the gene MLKL, whose product is annotated as mixed lineage kinase domain like pseudokinase. The transcript is spliced from 11 exons. Gene Ontology annotation, biological process: cell surface receptor signaling pathway; protein phosphorylation. Gene Ontology annotation, molecular function: protein kinase activity; ATP binding. The record is from RefSeq and is a predicted model, not a curated record. Bases 2 to 1468 code for a protein of 488 amino acids. NCBI's taxonomy places the organism in Eukaryota, Metazoa, Chordata, Mammalia, Eulipotyphla, Soricidae.